Chondrus crispus (carragheen) is the source of this 207-nucleotide messenger RNA. RefSeq lists its product as hypothetical. The coding region runs from base 1 to 207 and encodes 68 amino acids. The transcript has a single exon. Lineage: Eukaryota; Rhodophyta; Florideophyceae; Gigartinales; Gigartinaceae. The record is from RefSeq and is a predicted model, not a curated record.
AUGUGGCCUGACAAAUUGAAGCUUUUACAUGUUCCCAGUGUCCCUGGGCGGAGAGACAGUAUUGGACCUCUUCGUGAGAGCGUUUCUCACAAGGUCAAAACAAAGACUGGCUGGGCGACUGUCCCGCGGCUUGCAUCUGACAUCUUCGGCGGUACAUGCUUCAAACCGUAUCAUGCGCGUCUGACGAAGAGGACGAGGUGGCUCUGA